Molecule: messenger RNA, 1393 nt
Organism: Achroia grisella
Lineage: Eukaryota; Metazoa; Arthropoda; Insecta; Lepidoptera; Pyralidae
Exons: 1
Coding region: 209-712 (167 amino acids)
Source: RefSeq, a predicted model, not a curated record
AAAUUGUCCAAAUACUUUCGAUAAAUUUUCUUGAGUACCAAAGUAAUUCUAUGUUUACUUUGUAGGUUUCAUAAUAAAUUUGAAAAUAUGUACUAAAGGAACAUAUUCGUUUCCAUAAACAGUUCUAUAUUUAAUGUAAAUUGUUAUUUAUUAUUUAUUUUCAUCAAAUCGAUAUUUUGUGUAUAUUUUAGUAAGAUACUGAGGAAUCAUGAAGCUUGAUUCAAAUAAUAAGAUGAUAAAUAACGACAGUGGCGCUGAUACACCAGAGGAGGUUGUUGACGCAAGACAAAACGCAGAGGAUAUUAUCGACGGUAUUCUCGCAGACUUCACAGAGUUCGUAUCGCCAGAUGCUGCUCGUAACGGGAGUGUAGUGGCAGAGAAUUUAUUUGGAAUGAUACAACCCCCUCGAACGAGGACACCGGCUAAUUCUUUCUCCGAAAACGCGACUAUCGACGAUAUUGACCCCUCGUCUGAUCUUGGAACGUCAAUACGGAACAAGUGUUUGGAGCUGGAAGAGAUUCUGCAGAGCCUCAAAUCAAGGUUGAAUCAUGUUGUUUUAGACGAAAACAUUGUGCUUAGCCCUGAGGCCAAUUCAUUGGAAGCACAGUUAGAACAUGAUCUGGAUACAGAUUGUCAAGAAGAUUUGUCACUUCAAGAGUUUCUUGAGUUGUUGCAUUCACAAAAUAAAAUAGGUUCAACUGGUGUACAAUGAUCACUUUAUAUUUCAAUGUUUAAGUAGAUAUUUAAGAUACAAAAUUUUACAUGAAUUUAUUGUGUGCAAACAUGCAGUUAGAUUUUAUUGAAAAGUAUAGAAUUAAAAUUUCAGGCCUAUUGUCUGGUGGUAUUAUUGGCGUGAUAGACUGUUGUAUUAUGUAAUUCUUUCACUAACAAUACUUAUUUUAAAAUUAUUAAAAGUAAAAGUAACAACUUGUGAUUAUCUUGGUACUUUAGUGGUGUCUCACACACGGAAUGUAAACAAUAUGAUAUAAUAAUGACAUAAUUUGUUACUGCAUUUAUCAAAUGGUAGACAAUUACUAAACUAUUACUUUAAAAGGGAAUUGUUAGUAUUCAAGCUGUAUUAUAUACCAGCUUCCGUUCAGGAUCUAUUGAUUGAUAAUAUCUCAAUCUCUGAAAUAGCUAAUAAUUUGAUUACAAUUUAUCAUAUAUUGUUUAUAUAUUGAUAAUAUGAAAAAGAAAGCAAAUGAAAAUAAUAAUGAAUACAGUGUAAUAAUUGUAACUUUUAUAUUUCAAUAGUUAAAUGCAUGUGUAUGGUGUGUGGUUGUAAAUUUAUUUUAAUUUAGCCUAGGAAUUUCUUUAUUUCAUAAUUUUUUAUUUGUAGCUUUAAUUGUAAAGAAAAAUAGUAAAUACUUUUAAUAAAUCGAUUUAAUAAUUA